Molecule: messenger RNA, 2160 nt
Organism: Ramularia collo-cygni
Lineage: Eukaryota; Fungi; Ascomycota; Dothideomycetes; Mycosphaerellales; Mycosphaerellaceae
Exons: 1
Coding region: 1-2160 (719 amino acids)
Cellular component (GO): membrane
Molecular function (GO): ABC-type transporter activity; ATP binding; ATP hydrolysis activity
Source: RefSeq, a predicted model, not a curated record
AUGUCGGCAUGCAUCACUGUCGCCUUCAACGACACCUGCCCGCUGGGAUUCUUCUGCCCAAACACGGACGCCAAUCACCCGCCCCAAGUGUGUCUACCCUCAAGCUUAUGCGGGCUCGAACGAUUGCAUGGCUUCCUGUGUGAGGCCCAAGGAGCGCUGGAACCGCACGUGUGCAACCCGGGUCGCUACUGCCCCAUUGGGGGAAAACAGCAGAUUCUCUGCCCAAUCAACUCAUACUGCCCGAUCGGUUCUUACGAGCCAAUUCCAUGCUUGUACGGCUCGAUUUGCCCAAUCGGAUCAUCCAAACAGAUGUACCCCGUGCCUGCGUACAUUACCCUCGCCGUGGACGUGAUCCUUUUGAUUCAUCUGUUGGGGACGAUCUACCAUCAAUGGCGUGCCGCGCGGAAGGAAGACACCAAUACCAAAAUCCAAUCGACAGACGGUGCAAUGGAGCUGGAUCAAAUCCUCAUACCCACAUCCGUCACGAUCAUCGACCGAUUCCCACAUCCCAGGAGACGUCGUCCCACAGAUCAAGCACCUCCCGACGAGUAUGAGAUGACCCUCCUGCGUUUCAUCCGCAGAGCUCGYGUGGAGAGAGGGCUGGAUUUCGAAUUCGUAACAGCCGAAGGUCGAUUCAGUAGACUCGCUCGCGGAAACCUCGUGGGUAYCAUCGGACCCGGCAAGACCAAGUUCAUCAAGGUUUUGACAGGACAGCAAGAGCCUGCCGACAAGGAUGCGAAAGAUGCAUCCGGUGUCAUCGCCAUCCGCAUCAACGGCCACCGUAUCCACCACCCCGGAGCCUUUCGACGUAUCAUCUCCGUCGUGCCUCGCGAAGGCAUCGCGAUUCCACAUCUCACGGUCCGYGAAAACGUGCUCCAUGCCGCACGUAUGCGCCUCCCACCAACCUUCUCCUCGAGGGAUGUCAACACCUUUGUCGACGCCCUCAUCACCUCCUUUGACCUCUACCAAGUGCAGCAUUCCCACGUUGGAUCCCCUCAGCACCCCGUCAUCUCCGACGCCCAACGUCGGCUCGUCGACAUCGCCAUGGCCCUCGCCGCUGGGCCCACGGCCAUGUUCCUGGACGAACCGACAGCGCACAUGAAUCUCGUCGAGGCGGCAGGUCUGAUCCGGUUGUUGAAGAUGGUCAGUCAACAGGGCGUCACCAUCGGAGUCACGAUGAAUCAGCCCACUCGAGACAUCUGGCAAAACAUCUAUCUCGGUGCGGUGAGCUCCCAUGAACCAGCUGGGUUCCCCUGGGAACCCGCCAAACCGGCCUCGAACUUGGAGAUGCACGAUCUCAAGGUGGCAUCAGGGGGCGGAUUCCGGGGACCUUCAUGGCUGACGCAGGUGAAGCUUCUCUCGUGGAAUGCGCUUCUCCUCGCGUGGCGUGAACCGGGUCCACUCGUCUCGGAGCUGGCUGCGGCCUCUCUUGUAGGGCUGGGGAUCGGGCUCUCCAUUCGAGCAUCCAAGGGCGAAUUAUUCCGAGGGGCCUUUCACCCACCGUUCGAGGCACUCGGCGCGGCAACCGACUACAGGAGCGCUCCCUCGAUGGGACUACUGGGGUCUCUGGCCAUUGGGGCGGUUGCUUGCGGCUCCAAAGUACGACUCUUCACGCAAGCUCGAUGCGCGCGAGAAUUCCAGUCCGGCCAGUCCCGUUCGGCACACUACCUCGUGGAGACGCUGGCCACCAUCCCCCGGCUCUGCGUGAGCUCCCUCCACAUUGCAGCGCUGGUGUGCGUGCUGGGAACGCCGCGCAUGAGCUUCGCGCAGAUGUAUCUCGCCAAUCUCAUGCACUUCUGGGGCAUCUACGGCCAAGCCGACCUACUAGCCGCGGUGCUCCCCAAGGGGAGCCGGUGGGCGGCUGUGACCACGCUCAUCUUGAGUGUGUUUGGGGCGGUGCAGCCCUGGCCGGCGGUGGUGAAGAGGUAUCAUUUGGAGUGGUUUUGGCGUUGCUCACCGGCGGCGUGGUACACGGAGGCGUACACGGGCCGGCUCGUGAGCCCUCUCGGUCAUCUAUAUGAACUGAACCUUGCCAAGGCGGCCAUGGGGUACGAGCUUGAUCAGUACGGCCUAGAUAUCGCGAUGAUGUUUGUAAUUGGAGUGGUGUACCGGAUUUUGGCGUGGGUGGGCAGCCGGCGCUCGUGGGGAAAUAACAAGUAG